AUGAGUACCAAGUUCUCGUCACCCUCCUGGCCUCCGCCUCCCUUGCCUCCGCCCAAGGCAAACGAGUACAAGAACACUGCGUGCAAAAACCUCAACUACUCCCACGCCAAGUUCUGCCUCGGCGACGUCACCUUCGACGACACCACCAUCUCGGUCUACUUCAACUACGGAACCAACGACGUCGGCACCAACCGCAAGAUCUGGGUCGCGUUCAGCGGAAAGACCGGAAACGGCGGCAGCUGCACGGGCACCGAGCUGGGCUGGGUCCCGCUCGGCGACAACGGCAAUUCUGACGAGGGAUGUGUGAACAUCAACAAUGUGUUUAGUGUGAGGAUUAAGUGUGUGCGCGAGCGCCGGGGUUGA
This is a messenger RNA of Neurospora tetraspora, 363 nucleotides long. RefSeq lists its product as uncharacterized. The transcript is spliced from 3 exons. The record is from RefSeq and is a predicted model, not a curated record. NCBI's taxonomy places the organism in Eukaryota, Fungi, Ascomycota, Sordariomycetes, Sordariales, Sordariaceae. The coding region runs from base 1 to 363 and encodes 120 amino acids.